AGGGCUCAAGCACAAGAUGAAGCGGUCGUGAAAAAUCGCCCCGCGGUUGGAGCGCUCCACUGAGGGGUUUCUGCCUCCGCCGCUCCAAUCGCUUCCGCGCCAUGAAGCUGAUCCAGUCCAUGAAGCUGAAGCACGAGGAGGAGGAUGAGACUGCCUGCCAAGCCCGGCCCCGGCCCAGGCAAGGCCAAGCAAGCAGAGAACGCCUUUGCAGCCCUGCCAAAGCUGCGGGAUGAGCUGGCGACGGAACGACCCGAGCUGUUCAGGCUAAAGCUUCAGGCCUGCUGCACGACCUUCGACUUCGGCUCAGAGACCAACUUGAAGGCGAAGGAAGCGAAGCGGCAGACGCUCAUUGAGCUGGUGGAGUAUGUCAAUAGCCGCGCCGCCUUCCAGGACACGCUGAUCCCGGACAUCAUCAAGAUGGUGGGCGCCAACAUCUUCCGCGCGCUCCAGCCCAAGGACCGCACCUUCAUUUCCCUGUCGGAUCCAGAUGAGGAGGAGCCGAACAUGGAGCGGGCCUGGCCCCAUUUGCAGAUUGUCUACGAGUUCUUCCUGCGGUUCGUGGUGUCCAAUGAAGUUGACCCCAAGGUUGCAAAAGUCUCCUUGAACACGGACUUCAUAAUGCAGAUGCUAGAGCUCUUCGAUUCAGAUGAUCCCCGCGAGCGGGACUACUUGAAGAUGAUCUUGCACAGAAUCUACGGCAAGUUCAUGACACUGCGAGCCCCAAUUCGCAGAGCAAUCCAGAAUGCCUUCUACAAGGUCCUGUACGAGAGCGAGAUGUACAACGGCGUAGGUGAGCUCCUGGAAAUCAUGGGCAGCAUCAUCAACGGUUUCGCGUUACCUCUGAAGGAGGAGCACAAGGACUUCCUGAUUCGGGCGCUGAUCCCGCUGCACAAGAUGAAGUUCCUGGCGAGCUUCCACCAGCAGCUGUCCUACUGCAUGUCGCAGUUUGUGAUGAAAGACCCACAGUUGGCCUAUGUCAUCAUCGCUGCGCUGCUGCGGUACUGGCCCGCCACGAUCACGUCCAAGCAGGUGCUCUUCCUCAAUGAGUUGGAGGAGCUUUUGGAGCUCACGAAGCCUCCGGAAUUCAUCCGAUUGCAGGGGCCGCUCUUCCAGCGAAUCGCGCAGUGCAUCAUGUGCCCCCACUUCCAGGUGGCGGAGCGAACGCUCUUCCUUUGGAACAACGACUACAUUGUGCGCCUGAUCACUUCCAGCCGGAAGGCGCUGUUUCCGGUCGUCAUCUCCGCGCUCUAUACCAAUUCCAAGGUGCAUUGGAGCAAUGCCGUGCACGGGCUCACCUUCAACGUGCUGAAGUUGUUGAUGCAGGCGGAUCCGCAGCUUUUCGACGAGUGCUCAGCCAACCACAAGGAAGCCUACGAGGAAGAGGAGAGGUUGGAAGUGGUACGACAGCAGAGAUGGGCAACUCUCAAGGAGCUUCAUGCGAAGCGCCGCCCGUAGGUUGCUCACUGAGCUGGCGCGGGUGCGGGCCAGCUAAAACACUAAGCAAAGGGGACGGGGGAAGACUUGUUGGGGUCUUUGGAGCGGUGGUUUACAGGGAGGCCAC
Molecule: messenger RNA, 1561 nt
Organism: Effrenium voratum
Lineage: Eukaryota; Dinophyceae; Suessiales; Symbiodiniaceae
Source: the annotation of a GenBank genome assembly